UCCGAGGUCAAUCGGGACACGUGCAGUCGCCAUCGAACUCUCACGCGUUUGGUAGUCAAAAUGUCAAGGGAUUUACAGUGGCUGGUUAUACGUAAAAGCUCUAGCUAUCUCUUGAAGUCCAAAACUGCUACUUUUACAAAGGAACCAUUUAAUUUGAUGGGUAAGAACAGCUACAAAUACAACGGACUAGUCAACAAGCAAGCUAUCGAUAUUCGUCCAGAUCCAGCUGGCAAAGGAGCUAUUGUGUCUGUCAAAAAUAGACGCCGUCACCACCGCCCAGUCGUCAGUGCUUAUUCGUAUCCUUUGUUACGAGGGUCUAGACGUGCUAUUCGUACGCUCAAGCAGCAGGGAAUCGUUCGCUGCUAUAGAGCAGACUUGACUGAUGCCGCCGUACGACGAACUUGUGCUAUCUACCGAAGUCAGAGACCUACUUCUGGAGUUCAGAAACGCCGAUCGAGGAAGAAGCGUGCUCAGUAGACUGUUGCAGCUUGAUUCUGUCUGUGUUAGGUUCUAGCCUGAAAAUAAAGUAUGGAACAAGAGA
Messenger RNA from Corticium candelabrum, 541 nucleotides. Its product is annotated as large ribosomal subunit protein eL28-like. Gene Ontology annotation, biological process: translation. Lineage: Eukaryota; Metazoa; Porifera; Homoscleromorpha; Homosclerophorida; Plakinidae. The record is from RefSeq and is a predicted model, not a curated record. Gene Ontology annotation, cellular component: ribosome; cytosolic large ribosomal subunit. The transcript has 4 exons. Gene Ontology annotation, molecular function: structural constituent of ribosome. Bases 61 to 477 code for a protein of 138 amino acids.